AUGGCCUGCCGAGCGAUGUAGGAAAUCGCUUAAGUGGGUAAAACUAUCAAACUCCGGGGACACCCUAAAGCUUCUGAUACCAAGCUAUAUAUGAAAAUAUAUGAGUGGCUGAACUAAUUACUCAGAGAUGGUAACAAGUCAGAAGAUGAUUGA
Messenger RNA from Hymenoscyphus albidus, 153 nucleotides. Lineage: Eukaryota; Fungi; Ascomycota; Leotiomycetes; Helotiales; Helotiaceae. The record is from the annotation of a GenBank genome assembly.